GAGCUUCCUGUGCCGAGCGGGCCCGCGGCUGGCCAUGGCCAACGUCUCCAAGAAGGUGUCGUGGUCCGGCCGCGACCGGGACGACGAGGAGGCGGCGCCGCUGCUGCGGAGGACGCCGCUGCUGAACGGGUCAAAUGGAGAAGCAGCUUGCCUGCUCCGCGGCCGGCAGCCGCCUGCUGCGGCUGCUGCACCGCGCCCUGCGGCUUUCCGAGUGGGACAGAUGAGCAGCGUGGAGCUGGAUGAGGAACUCCUGGACCCGGAAAUGGACCCUCCCCAUCCCUUCCCCAAGGAGAUCCCGCACAAUGAGAAGCUGCUCUCACUCAAGUACGAGAGCUUGGACUAUGACAACAGUGAGAACCAGCUGUUCCUGGAGGAGGAGCGACGGAUCAACCACACGGCCUUCCGGACGGUGGAGAUCACACGCUGGGUCAUCUGCGCCCUCAUCGGCAUCCUCACGGGCCUCGUGGCCUGCUUCAUUGAUAUCGUGGUGGAGAACCUGGCCGGCCUCAAGUACAGGGUCAUUAAGGACAAUAUUGACAGGUUCACCAAGAACGGCGGGCUGUCCUUCUCCCUCCUGCUCUGGGCCACGCUCAACUCUGCCUUCGUGCUAGUGGGCUCCGUCAUCGUGGCCUUCAUAGAGCCCGUGGCUGCUGGCAGUGGGAUCCCCCAGAUCAAGUGCUUCCUCAAUGGGGUGAAGAUUCCCCACGUGGUGCGGCUUAAGACGCUGGUCAUCAAGGUGUCUGGUGUGAUCCUGUCCGUGGUGGGCGGGCUGGCCGUGGGAAAGGAAGGGCCAAUGAUCCACUCGGGCUCAGUCAUCGCCGCGGGCAUUUCCCAGGGACGGUCCACGUCGCUGAAGCGAGACUUCAAGAUCUUUGAGUACUUCCGCAGAGACACAGAGAAGAGGGACUUUGUCUCGGCUGGUGCUGCAGCCGGGGUGUCUGCCGCCUUUGGAGCCCCCGUGGGGGGGGUCCUGUUCAGCCUGGAGGAAGGCGCCUCCUUCUGGAACCAGUUCCUGACCUGGAGGAUCUUCUUCGCCUCCAUGAUCUCCACCUUCACCCUGAACUUCGUCCUGAGCAUCUACCACGGGAACGUGUGGGACCUGUCCAGCCCAGGCCUCAUUAACUUCGGGAGGUUUGACUCAGAGAAAAUGGCAUACACCAUCCAUGAGAUUCCUGUCUUCAUCGCCAUGGGCGUCGUGGGUGGGAUUCUCGGAGCUGUGUUCAACGCCCUGAAUUACUGGCUGACGAUGUUUCGCAUCAGGUACAUCCACCGGCCCUGCCUCCAGGUGAUUGAGGCCAUGCUGGUGGCCGCUGUCACCGCCACGGUGGCCUUCGUGCUGAUAUACUCGUCCCGGGAUUGCCAGCCCCUGCAAGGCAGCUCCAUGUCCUACCCUCUGCAGCUCUUCUGUGCAGAUGGCGAAUACAACUCCAUGGCCGCAGCCUUCUUCAACACCCCAGAGAAGAGUGUGGUGAGCCUCUUCCACGACCCGCCAGGCUCCUACAACCCCGUGACCCUCGGCCUCUUCACCCUGGUCUACUUCUUCCUGGCCUGCUGGACGUACGGGCUCACGGUCUCCGCCGGCGUCUUCAUCCCGUCCUUGCUCAUCGGGGCUGCCUGGGGCCGGCUCUUCGGCAUCUGCCUGUCCUACCUUACCGGAGCUGCGAUCUGGGCCGACCCUGGCAAGUAUGCGCUCAUGGGUGCUGCCGCCCAGCUUGGUGGCAUCGUGAGGAUGACACUCAGUCUGACUGUGAUCAUGAUGGAGGCCACGAGCAACGUGACCUACGGCUUCCCCAUCAUGCUGGUGCUCAUGACUGCCAAGAUCGUGGGCGAUGUCUUCAUCGAGGGCCUGUACGACAUGCACAUCCAGCUGCAGAGUGUGCCCUUCCUGCACUGGGAGGCCCCCGUCACCUCGCACUCACUCACUGCCAGAGAGGUCAUGAGCACCCCAGUGACCUGUCUGAGGCGGAGAGAGAAGGUGGGCGUAAUUGUGGACAUCCUCAGCGACACGACAUCGAAUCACAAUGGCUUCCCUGUGGUGGACGCUGACGACACCCAGCCUGCCCAGCUCCAGGGCCUGAUCCUGCGCUCACAGCUCAUCGUCCUCCUGAAACACAAGGUGUUCGUGGAGAGGUGCGGUGUGGGGCUGGCUCCACGGCGGCUGCGGCUCAAGGACUUCCGCGACGCCUACCCCCGCUUCCCCCCGAUCCAGUCCAUCCACGUGUCACAGGACGAGCGUGAAUGCACUAUGGACCUCUCUGAGUUCAUGAACCCCUCGCCCUACACCGUGCCCCAGGAGGCAUCGCUGCCCCGGGUAUUCAAGCUGUUCCGGGCCCUGGGCCUGCGGCAUCUAGUGGUCGUGGACAACCGCAACCAGGUGGUUGGGUUGGUAACCCGCAAGGACCUGGCCAGGUACCGCCUGGGGAAGGGGGGCCUGGAGGAGCUCUCUCUGGCCCAAACAUGAGGCCCUGGCUCUGCCCACAGUGGCACCAGCACCCCCGGUCCCUUGUGCCUCCUCCUGAGGUCCCUGGCUCCUGGGUCAAAGCCUCCUUGCUCCCAGUGUGGCAAGUGCUGUGAGCGCCGCCGCCCUGUGCCUCGGACUUGGUCCUUCGUUCCAAAUCUUCAGGGAUCGCUGUGACAGUUCCCCAAGAGCCAGUGGGGGGCGCUACUAUGUCAGUCACCUCUGUGCCCGAGCCCUUGGGAGCUGACGGCCUCCGGGGACCCCCGUCUGCACUCUGGGCUGGGGUCCCUCAUCCAGCACAGCACCGCCAUUUGAGCUUCGGAACCUGUGGACACCGGUGUCACCCAGCAGCCCUAGCCAGGGACCCUGGCCCAACCCCGCGUCUGGGUAGAUUGGGGCGAGGCCUGCAGGGUCCCCCUUCCUGCCCAUUCUGCCACAAGGGGGUGCAGAUGCCCUCCCUGGGAGCCACACUGACACUGCCACCUCCUUCCCCUGCUCCUACAAUGUGGGACUCGCUCACCCACGUGGUGACAACGGGUCCUGUGUAGACACAACUGGCCGUGUGGAAGGGGCUGACAGAAGACGCUGUGUCCUUGCCUGUUCCCCACCUCCCAGGAAGCCCUCGGCCCGCGCAGCCCCCUCCGUCCCCCCAGCCUCCCCACCCUCAGCCUCACCCACUGGACUCUUCUGCUGGCCUGCUGGGUCUUCUGGGUGAUGGGGCAGCAAGGUGCCCAGGGGAGCCUGGGACAGGCCAGGGGGGGACGUGUCCAGCCUGGACAGAGCUGGUGUGAGCACCCCAUGGGGCCUCGCAGAUUCAGUACCAAAACAGCACGUGCAAUCUGACAUUCAUUCAUUUUGUACAGAUGGCGUGUUGCCGUGGCAACAUUUUGGAUAUAUCAGGUUAAAUAAAGCAGACUGCAGAUUC
Molecule: messenger RNA, 3383 nt
Organism: Ochotona curzoniae (black-lipped pika)
Lineage: Eukaryota; Metazoa; Chordata; Mammalia; Lagomorpha; Ochotonidae
Gene: CLCN7
Product: chloride voltage-gated channel 7
Exons: 27
Coding region: 35-2461 (808 amino acids)
Biological process (GO): chloride transport; transmembrane transport
Cellular component (GO): lysosomal membrane; intracellular membrane-bounded organelle
Molecular function (GO): voltage-gated chloride channel activity
Source: RefSeq, a predicted model, not a curated record